Oryzias latipes (Japanese medaka) is the source of this 3356-nucleotide messenger RNA. RefSeq names its product transmembrane serine protease 6 (gene tmprss6). The record is from RefSeq and is a predicted model, not a curated record. Gene Ontology annotation, biological process: proteolysis. Gene Ontology annotation, molecular function: serine-type endopeptidase activity; protein binding. Lineage: Eukaryota; Metazoa; Chordata; Actinopteri; Beloniformes; Adrianichthyidae.
GGUAGCUUAAGUUAGUGAGCAAAUACUAGUGAGCUUUGGGAACCUUUGGACUUACAAACAGAACGGGAGUUGUUCUCGGCCUGUUGGAGAGUUGUCUUUGGCUGUUGGAUCCACAGAUAUGCACAGUAAAAGUUGGAAAAAUAGCAAACUUUCACAUCAGAGAGAGGUGAUGGGAUUACAAUGGUUUUAGGAGGAACCCGUCAUUUGGAGUGAUUCCAUGGCGCUGGGGCACGGCUCAAAGAAGUCAGUUUCAUGUGACCAGGAGGUCCCACCUGCUUCUCUGAACAAUGGGCAGGGAAGAUCAACAGCUCCAUCAACAAGGAACUCAAGAUCCCACAAAUCUCUGCUAGUGGUCCUGAUCCUCCUGAUUGUGUUGAUCAUUGCUGCCGGAGCUACGCUAGCCUGGUACUUCCUGGAGUACAGGGUCUGGACAUUAGAACCUUGUGUGGAGCAGCAGUACACAGGCUAUCUAACCAUCCUAAACAAGAAUUUUUCUACUGAAUUGUCCUCUCACAGCAGUCCUGUGUUUAAAAGAGAAGCCAAGGGAAUCCAAAACACGGUCAAGAAUAUAAUGAAGGCUUCAUGUCUGUCACGAUACUUUAACUACACCACUGUUUUUGCUUUUGGCCAGGGCAGUCUGGUGGCUCAUUUCUGGAUAGUUCUGUCCGUACCCAGGAGCCAUGAUGGUGGAGUCACAGUGGAGAAGGUGACAAGGACCCUGGAGGAGGGCCUGAGAGAGCGAUCAGUAACGGAAGACACAAGCAGCAUUGAUGGCUUUCUGUUCCACCUUCCCACGCUGUCUGUCAGUGAAACUGAUCCCAAAGUCAUAGCUCUUUUAAAGGCUUCCUUUGACUGCUACCGCUAUAAAAUGGUGGUUCCCAGCAGACUUGUGGCUCUCCGUGGUCCUGACACACAGCGCUCCUUCUGCCUGUGGCACCUCCAGGCUGCCCGUGGCUUCCAGCUAGAACUCCACAUGGAGUGGCUGCUGCCAGAGUGCAGUGACAGGCUGCUAGUGUACAACUCCCUCACCCCAUCCGAUAAUCAUCUCAUCACGUCGGUAUAUGGCUGCAGCAGACAUGAGCAUGUGGUGCGUGUUCUGUCAUCGGGCGAGUGGAUGACAGUGAUUUGGAAACAGGGUCUUUACAACUACAGAGACCCUUUUUCUUUGUCUGCACAAGCCUGGGCCCAGCAGGGCUGUGACUUUGACAUUGAACUGAAGGAGGUGUCAGGGGUGCAGGGAGCACUGACAACGCCUUUUUUCCCCAGCUACUAUCCUCCAAACACCAACUGUACCUGGAGAUUUUCAAUGCCUGGUGCAGGUUUGGGUUUGGCUUUAGAUUUUGAGGGCUAUGAACUGAGUAGAGCCAGCUACAAUCAAGUCUGUACCCAGGGACAGUGGAUUAUCCAGAAUCGCAGACUAUGUGGUACGAGGGGCCUUCAGGCCUACUGCGAACGCCUCAUCCUGCUCUCUACAACAACAACUGUUAUCAUGACAUCUGAGGUGUCACUCACAGGACCAGGGCUUCAGAUACGCUACAGCGCCUUCAACAUGACGGACCCUUGUCCAGGUCGGUUCCUGUGCUCUGUGAACGGCCUCUGUGUCCCUGUGUGUGAUGGAAUCAAAGACUGUCCCAACGGACUGGAUGAGAGGAACUGCGUGUGUGUGGCUCAAUUUAUAUGCCCAGAGGACAGUCAGUGUGUGGACUACUAUAAAGUAUGUGACCAACAUCCAGACUGCCCUGAAGCCACAGACGAGAUGAACUGCACUGAAGGUGUGCAGUGUACGGAUAUGACCUAUGUGUGUGCUGAUGGAACAUGUCUGAAAAAGCCAAACCCCAUGUGCGACUCUGUCACUGACUGCCCUGAUGGUUCAGAUGAGAAGCAGUGUGACUGUGGACUAAGACAGUUUUCCAGCCGUAUUAUUGGUGGAAAAGACGCCUCAGAGGGGGAGUGGCCAUGGCAGGCCAGCCUGCAGGUGCGAGGCACCCACAUUUGUGGGGGUGCAUUGAUCUCCAGUCAGUGGGUGGUGUCUGCUGCCCACUGUUUCUAUGAUGACCGCCUCUACUCCCCCACCAUGUGGACGGUCUACCUGGGUAAACUGUUCUUGAACCGUAGCAGCCCCACAGAGGAAGUGGCUCGAGUGCAACACAUUCAUCUUCACCAGUAUUAUGACGAUGAGUCCCAGGACUAUGACCUGGCCCUGCUUAAGCUUGACAGACCAGCAUCUGCGCUUCUUGCUGAACACGCUCGACCUGCAUGCCUGCCGCCUCCCACCCACCAGCUGGAACCAGACCUGCUCUGCUGGGUCACCGGCUGGGGGGCGCUCAGAGAGGGAGGUGGAGCCAGUAAUGUUCUUCAGAAGGUGGACGUUCGACUUGUCAGUGAGGAAGACUGUGUUCGCUCUUAUGGCCAUCUGAUUUCUCCCAGAAUGCUUUGCGCUGGUUAUCGCAACGGAAAAAAGGAUUCGUGUCAGGGAGACUCUGGCGGACCCUUGGUUUGUCAGGAGGCCUCAGGUCGCUGGUUUUUGGCUGGUGUGGUGAGCUGGGGAAGAGGCUGCGGGCGUCCAGACAACUAUGGUGUCUACACUCGCAUCACAAGACUCACUGAUUGGAUCAAAGAGAUCAUCUCCUGAGAAUAAUUUAGAAAAUUAAAUUAGUUGAAGUUUGCGGUUGACUUCUGUCUAUCUGACACAUUGAUAGAACAAUUGUCAAAAAGUGAAACUCAUUCUUAUUUAAGUGAAAUCCUUCACAACUAAAGUCAAAUUUAUUGCAGAUGGAUCUACAGUUAAUCAAAAUGUCUUGUAGACUUGUUAAAGUAGUGCAGCUUCUAAACGUAAAUACAAAGUCAAAGAUAUAUAUCAGCCAAUUCAAAAAAUGUGACUCUACUUUUAAUCCCUUUAAUUCAAUUAGUGUUUGGAAAAACUAAACUUUGUCCUGUCAGGAACUGGUGGUGUAGGACCCAAAAUGCAGAAGACCAGGCAUGGUGACAGAAACGUAAAACAUUUAAUAAAUAAAUUAAAACAACCUGAAGUGGUGUGACAGACAACUUAAAACGUGACCAAAAAAAUCAUUAAAACCAAACUAAACAACAGAACCAUUACAUGUUCAUUCAUCCAUGCAUCAGCAGCUCAGAGUAUGCUUCCAGUUUUCCUGAAUUACCUUUUUUUUUUGUUAAUUAGUUAAGCAACUUUUUUAAUCGGCCAACAUAGUUAUGGUCUAUUAGGCGUAAGGACAUUUUUAAGGUUGAAUUGUUUUCCCAAAGAAGAUCCAUCAAAUACAUGUAUCUGUACAAGCAGUCGAAUUUCGUGCUGUGUACUGGACACCUGUGUUUCAUUAUACCUCCAUUUUAUAUUUUCA